This is a messenger RNA of Penicillium roqueforti, 1464 nucleotides long. RefSeq lists its product as uncharacterized. The coding region runs from base 1 to 1464 and encodes 487 amino acids. The transcript is spliced from 3 exons. Lineage: Eukaryota; Fungi; Ascomycota; Eurotiomycetes; Eurotiales; Aspergillaceae. The record is from RefSeq and is a predicted model, not a curated record.
AUGAAACCUCUCCAUCUGAUCAGCUUUCCCGAUGACGAUGCCGUCGACUACUCACCAGUGACAGCAGAAGGGCUAGAUGUAGACCUCUUGGGCAAAAGCCGCCACAGUUAUAUCUCGAAGUUGAGCGACUGCUCCUCUUCUUGGCCAGCCGGAUCUCUGGAUGCAUCGUGUCCUUUCCCUGUGUUAACUACCCAACGGCACGAUGAUAACAUGAGAAAUUUGCACCUCGCUCUGAGAUUGGCCAUCGAGGAUAUUAUCGAGCGAUGGUGGACGGAUGAUGAAGCCCGGUUUCCUCUCCGUGUGCCGUUGGAGCAGGAGGAGGAAGAGUUACUGCGCUGGAUGGACUCAAACCGACACCUGUUCGCACCGUGGAGCGAACGACAAGGAUCUUGGAGACCAGACUUUUUGGUAGAGAAAGAUGAAGCUGGCGGGGAGGUUUUUCGCAUCUGUGAGAUCAACGCGAGGUUCUGCUGGAAUGGGUACAUGCAUACUGUCUUUGGGCAAGAUUCGCUUUCGGCAUUCAAUCUUGGAUCGCGAGGUCUGACUAACGCCGUGGAAGCUGAAACGGUCUUCGGUGGAUUGUUGGAACUGUUCGACAACGAGAUUCCUUUGCACCUUAUCAAAGGCGAAGAGCACGGGAUUGAUAUCGGGAUGUUUAUCGAAUUUGCUCAGAAAAGACAUGGAUUAAAACUGCGACUCAUAACUCCGGACACUCUCCGACUCAUUCCAGAUCCCUCCAACUCCGGGGGAAACGGAUACAAGCUAUGCUGUCUCGCUGAAGCAGAUGCUGUUGAGACAAUCACAAUCGAGUCCGGCGAAAUAGUGGAAGAGAUUCACCAAAUUGGCCUUGAACUCCACCAGCGGGAGAUCAAUGCUCUCGAUCCGGAGAUGAAACGACAGAUCAGCCUGCGAUGCUUCAACGACAUGCGAACUAUCCUUCUUGCUCACGACAAGAGGAUGCUAGGACUUGUUCUUGAAGAACUCAACAAUUUAGUCUCCAGGAACAUCAUCACUCCUAAACAGGCCGAAGGCCUUAACCAAGGCUUGGCGCACACAAUUCUCCCGGGCUCGACGGGAUUCAACCAAUUUAUCGAGAAUUGCAAAGUCUCGGAUUCGUUCCAAAACGACUACCUCCUGAAACCGAUCAGGGGAGGAAAGGGGGCUGGUAUCUUGUUUGGCGAUGAACUGGGCCAUUCCGAUUGGCUAGCUCUGCUGGAACCGUUGCAGUGUCCGAGACUGAGACCCGGAAAGACCCUCUACGUUGUCCAGCGGAAAGUUCGCCAGCCAUACUAUGACGUGAUCUUGAGAUCGAAAGCCGCGUCAGAGCGCUGCCAUAUGGUUGGGACCUAUCACGCAGUUAAUGGUCGCUAUCUUGGACUGGGGAGCUGGCGAUGUAGUCCCGGGAGAUUAUGUGCCGUUUCUAAUGGGGCUGCCUGGAUAUGUUCGGUAAAGCAGCAAUCCUAG